AUGGACAAAACCUCAAAUAUCGUCUUCCUGAAGAACCAACAAGGCGGAUUCGCGGAUAUGGAUAUCGACUGCGACGGAGCCGGCAAAGGACAAGGCGGCUGUAGUGACGACCCGACUGGUCUGGGCGAUACGUCCUUCAAGAGCCAACUGCAGGAUCUGACCAAGGGAGCUGUCAAGGAUCUCAACACCAACAAACACACCUUCGUUGUGCUCAGCAACUUCAUCAUCAACGAUGCUCAAGGCGAUAGCCGCAAGCCCUUCGACAUUGAGACAGCUGGUGUUGAGCCACUGUCCAUUGUUGCCGUCAUUUGUGGGAAUCAGAUGUUUUACGGCGUGUAUGGAGAUCAGAACGGCGGUGUAGUCACGGGCGAGGCUUCACUUUCCCUGGGGAAAUUGUGCUUUCCCAAUGAAGGACUGAGUGGCAACAAGGGCCAUGGUGCGGCUGACGUUCUUUACUUGGCGUUCCCGGGCGCUAAGGCACCUGCCAAUGCUUCGUGGAAAGCCAAUGACGCUAAGACAUUCGAAGCUUCGCUGGCCGCAGAGGGAGACAAGCUUGUAGCGCGUAUUGGGAAGGCACAGUAG
This is a messenger RNA of Parastagonospora nodorum SN15, 582 nucleotides long. RefSeq lists its product as hypothetical. The record is from RefSeq and is a predicted model, not a curated record. Bases 1 to 582 code for a protein of 193 amino acids. Lineage: Eukaryota; Fungi; Ascomycota; Dothideomycetes; Pleosporales; Phaeosphaeriaceae. Gene Ontology annotation, molecular function: chitosanase activity. The transcript has a single exon.